AUGCCACCCCGCAAGAAAUCCGCUGCCUCGAGCAGCACCUCAGCAACGUCUACGUCAACGACAAAUAAGAACAAUGCGCCUGCUUCUCGAACUUACCGUUCCGCGCCAGUCCCGAAACAAGUGUAUUUCCCUCCGCGCCGCAAGAUGGUUAGGACUUAUGGGCGUAAGGGCAGGAGGUCAUUGCCAGCUGAACUUGAAGGGGGGGGUAUCGGAAUCGCCGAUGAUGAGGGAAAAGAGGAAAAUGGCCCAAUGACAAGACGGAGGAGUCUACGGCAGGCCACACUCACGCAGGUCGGGUAUGUGAGGAGCUCGUCCGGGUUGGGGGAGGAGGACGAAGGGAGAGGCGAGCUAAGAGUUAGUGAUGAGGAGGAUAACAUGGAGGAGGUCAUGGAGGAAGCGGAGACGGGGAAGAGUGGGGCUCCGAGGGGAAAGGGGAGCGGCAGCACCAAGAUGGGGAAGAAGGGGGUUAGGUUUGCGGAGGGUAAAGAGGAGAAGAAGGCCCGGACACGGAGGAGAAGGACGACUGGUGACUUACCAUCCUGGUCGGAAAGCAAAGCGAGCACGUUCCAUACUCAAACGCUCACACAGCUGCUCUCCACAAUGCCCGACUCAAGCCGAGACACGCUUCGCCUUGACGACGAUGACGAUAACGACCCCGACCGUCCCAAGAACCGCCGCAAACGCCGCUCCCCUCAACCUCCCCUCGCUACCUCCAGUCAUACGCCCGGGACUACAGACCCUCACACGCCCAGCGCAAAGCGCAUCCGCGUCUCCCUCGACGAAGUGCCCUGCUCACAACCAACCCCCUUGACGCCCAUGCUCGACCGGUACAGCCCACUCGUACCAGGGGCUGUACGCUCGCCCUUGACACAGAAGUCAACCAACGUCGGCGUGGCGAUCCCAGAGAGCGUGGCACAAGGAAGGGGGAAGAGGCCACGGACGCUGGUCGUACAGGAUAGUUACGCGAGUAUGUUGAGCGAGAGUGAGCCCGAGGCGGAGGGCCCUGUUGGUCCGGGAGCUAGCGGGAAGCACGAGGAGAAGAAAGAGGAGUCGCAGCGUAUACCGCUCGCUGAGAUACCGCUUGAGAGGUUGGACGAGAUAAGAGGGAAGGGAAAGGCCUCUCAGCGGGUACCGCUUUCUGAGAUACCUGUGGAGAGUUUGGAAUGUGUUGGGGUUGCGAGGAGGUCACAGUCACAGCGUGUGCCUCUGGCCGAGAUACCCGUUGAAAGCCUGGCUCCGGCUGCUGCUGGGCAGGGGACGCAGUCUCAGCGGGUUCCACUUGCUGAGAUACCUGUUGAGAGUUUGGCCGCUGGUGGGGCAGAGGAUGGUAUGACGCCGACCACGAGGAGGGUCUUAGGUUCGGCAGGGAGGGGAAGGUAUGUCGAGAUCCCGGACUCCGAUGACGAUGGGUUAAGUCUCGGCUCGACUCCGUUCAGUCGCACACAGCGAACCCCUCUCGCGCCCAACAUCGGGCAAGGGUUCGAGGUCCUCGCUGACUCGGGUUCUUCUCGAUCUGGACGUAAUGAUCCUCAGCCCCCGGGAAGCGUCCGGAGCAUGAGGUCAGACAAGGAGAACAGUGGCCCUCUGGAAGAAAUGCGCGCCCCGCGAGAGAUCCACGACAGCGAAGAUGAGAGUGACGACGAGAUACCCGGAACACCAACGCCUGCUUCCCGCAGAGCGAUGCGCCUCAGCCAGGGUGCCGGGUCAAGGUCUGUUAUCAAGGCUUCCUCUGAGUUAGGGAGUCGAUCCCCUAAGCUGGCGACGUCACAACGGAUGCAGUCUAACGAGCCUGUGCCGGAGACGCCGACACCGGCUGCCAGAAUGGCUACCCCGGUGGUGGAAGAGAGGGUUUCCGAGGAAGAUGAUGAGGAGGCUACUGCUAGCGAGAGUGAGGAGAAAGAGCAGGGGACCCCAGUCAGAGCCGUAAAGAAGCCAACACCUCAGGUGUUAACAUCAACAAGAAAGUCAGCCCUCAAAGCGCCAGGCACACCGACCCCCGCUGUCCGCAGAGUGCAGAUAGAGCUUCCUCCUACGUCAGCCAGCAGGCACGGUAACAACAACAACAACAACAACAACAACAACAACGUGGCCAAAGAAGAGGCAGAAGAAGCAUACAAAGAAACACCCCGCCGUCCUCAGGCCCAGCAAACAGUUAAAUCCUCCCCACUUUAUGCCCGCCAAACUCAACGCUCGCAGUACUUCUCUCAGCUCGAAAGCCAGCGCGUGCCUUUGGAGGUGAUCCGCUCUCUCGGUCCACAAACUGACCGCUCCGAUAUCCUGAUCGCCAUUCCCGACAAAAUCGUUGAUGAAAUCGUUCAAGGCCUGAGGGACCAUGAGUUCAGGCCGUACCGUUUCCCCACGCAGGUGUGCCGCGUGUGGAUCUACACUGUUCCCAACGGCCGAGAAGAUGAGGGCGAGGUGAAGUACAUGGCUACGCUCGGCCCAGCUAAGGAGCCAGGGGAGAUUGAUAGUCGGACUGGGCUCGGGAAUGCGGAAUUCAACAUGAGAAAGUCACCAGAGAUGCGCUUCGCGCACAAGUUGAAGCAGGUGUAUCGGCUGAACAAUCCCCUGCCAGCAAAGGACAUGCCGGACAAUGGCCUCGGAAGGGGGGCGCCGCUCCGUUGGAGGUAUGUACCUCCUGCUAUCGUCGGGCAGCUGUUGGGCAACUUGAGAUGUCCGUUGUUCGAGGAGGAGGAUGAGAACGCGAUUCGGGUAGAGGAUGAUGAUAGGGACGUGGCCGGCGGGACGGUCUCGCAGCAGUUGGAAGAGCAAUUGCUGAGUGACUUGGUUGGUUCGACAAAAAGGGGUGACAAAAGCAAGGAGCGGGAGAUUGAGAGGGAGGAGGAAGACGUCAUUCCCGCAAGCCAGAGCCCCCUUGCGCCGAGGGCGAGUCGGAAGGGCAGGGGUCAUCGUGGGCAGCAGGACCAGCAACCGAAGGUUGGGACUGGAAGGGCGAGGCCGUCUAUCCAAACAUCCUCGUCGAAUUUUGUGCGUCCCUCGCAGGCCACAACGGCGAGCGAGGCCAGCGAGGACCCAUCCCUUUCAUCCCCUCCGCCUGCUGCAGCACGGAUGCUCCCUCCUCCUCGCAACGCUCGCACCAGGGCCAACGCCAACCGUCCUCGUCAAGUUCACGUCCUGUCCUCUGAAACCAACGAACCUUCGCCGCGAAAAGACAACGGCCAGGAUCCCACCGUUGAUGACGAGGAAGAACCGACCCCCACUCCGUUUCCUCGACCUCAACACCCUCUCAGCAGUAGUCAACCUGCGUUGUCACUACCUGCGUAUCACGAUGGAAGUGGGGAGAACGAGGGCGGGUCUUUGGGCGUCGAGCUGCCUUUGGUCGAAUCGUCGUCUCUUCCCCCAGAUAGUCUGCUAAUUGACCGCGGACGAGAGGCGCCGGAACCAAUACUUUGGGAUUCAGACGAAGAGGAACUUUGA
Messenger RNA from Thermochaetoides thermophila DSM 1495, 3438 nucleotides. RefSeq lists its product as uncharacterized. The record is from RefSeq and is a predicted model, not a curated record. Bases 1 to 3438 code for a protein of 1145 amino acids. The transcript has a single exon. NCBI's taxonomy places the organism in Eukaryota, Fungi, Ascomycota, Sordariomycetes, Sordariales, Chaetomiaceae.